Molecule: messenger RNA, 3432 nt
Organism: Melospiza georgiana
Lineage: Eukaryota; Metazoa; Chordata; Aves; Passeriformes; Passerellidae
Gene: CRACDL
Product: CRACD like
Exons: 12
Coding region: 327-3194 (955 amino acids)
Source: RefSeq, a predicted model, not a curated record
GGAAGGAUCAGGGCAGUGCUCAUAACUCAUGCUCUGGGAAGGCAGGGUAGCCCCAUGCUGGCUCUCUGACGAGGCAUAGGAUGCACUGUCCAAGCUGAACGGAAUUGAGACUUUCAGAAUUCUCUGCACAAACUUGAAAGUGCCUCUGCUGGUUUUGCUACCACUUAAAUGUCUGGCAAGGUGACAGAUCCCUUCUGAAACACCAGUAGCCUUUUGUGGUGUGUUGAAUCUGACAAACAGGAACCUACGCAGGUGCACAACAUUCACUUCUGGGACUAUUGACCUGUCUUUGUACUUAUUAAAGUUUCAUUGGAUGUGAUUGCCACAUGAGUUCCUCAAGGACAAUGGACCCUAAGAUGAGAGAGGCUGAAGGAGAUGGAGAGGACAGUUCAGGAAAGAAAAAAUCAAAGUUCAAAUCUUUCAAAAAGUUUUUUGGUAAAAAGAAAAGGAAAGAGUCGUCAUCUUCUGUGAGCAGCAGUCUGAAGCUGUGCCAGUCAACAAAUGAUGUCGCGGCCUCUCAUGACACGCGCACUAGUUAUGAUUCUGAAGAUGAGCUUGAGACACAUAAAGGCAUUAUGGGAAGCAGAGCUUUGUCACAUGAUAGCAUUUUCAUCCUGGAGACUGGGCAAGAGCCUGCAAGGCCAGUAAGAGUGUUUUCUCAAGAAAACAUUUCUGAUCGGAUUAGAGCUUUACAGGUGAAACUCCAGCCUACCAUGAAAUUGGGACCUCCGCCUCCAUUUGGACUUCAUGCAAAGAGAACAGAGGAUGCUGGGACCAGUUCUGAAGAUGAUGGAUUACCCAGGAGCCCUCCAGAAAUGUCUUUGCUUCAUGAAAGCCUAAGCUCAGGCAUGAGACCGAGAUUCUCUGACUCUCACAGGCACCUUAGCUCUUUGAGUUUAGCUGGAACAGGCAGUGAAGAAGAAGAACAGGUUGCAUUGGGUUCUUCUAGAUCUCGCUCCACAGACAGCCAGCUGUUCCUUAGGCACGGAAGUAGCAAAGCUGGCUCUCCCCGGACAUCUGACAGCACCAUCUCCCCUACAGCCAAUUUUGACACUCCACCUGAGCUUUCUGCUUUCUUGGAUAAUUCUGCUGCUAAGCAUAAGCUUUUAAUAAAACCCCGGAACCAGAGAUCCAGCAGAAUGAGAAAAUUUUCUCAGAGGACCCAGUCUGAAUCUCUGACUGAUUUGAGCUGUACCCCAGAGGAAGACGAAGAGGAUGAUGCUGUAUUCAAGCCCAGCAAUCAAGAACUGCCAUGCACAGCUGCAACACAGGAUGUGGCUUUCUGGCCAAAGCCCAAAAUGCCUGAGGACCACCCCCCUGCUCUGAGACCAGUGGUGACUCAGCCUGCUUCCGAGCCUGCUGAUGGACAGGAAACCCUGCUAGCAGAGAAUCAGCCAGAGGACUGCCCACCAGCCCUGGAAAUGACGUGUGAGGAGCCUGAGUCCUCACUGCCAUCAGAAGGCAAAGACUCUGCAAGUUCUUCCUAUUCCAGUUCAGACAGAGGAGUACAAAAGCAAGAAGAUUCCUCAGAAACACUGGUUCUGUUGUCUGGGGAUGGGUCAAUCAAUAUUGUAAAUCAAGAAAAUAAGGAACUUCCUAGUGUGUUUCCAUUAAACAAAUUACCGUCUGAAGAAAAUAUUUCAAUUAGUAAGAAUAGUAUUGUUUGCUUGGGAAGGUCAGAAGAAAAUAAGCAGAAGGAUGAUCAGGUACAUGUGGAAAUGCCCUGUAAUAAAGGGACAGACAAAGAGCUUACUCUAUUGUCAGAGUCCAGCAAGGAGUGUUUCAUGGGUUCUUCCCAGCCCACAGACUCAUUGCAUGUUUCACAUCCUGCUUCCUCAAUGCAGAUGGGAUCACCUACUUUCUGCUCUCUAGAGAAAAUAAAGACUGCACAGGAGGCAGCUGCUUCUGAGAAGGAGAACAAGGAGGAACAGCUGGGGAAGAAAGCUGAAAAAGCAGUUAAUGAACUCAAUGCCUUCAAAAAGUUUUCUGUUUCCUCUGCACGGGAGAGACCAAGCACCAGAAGCCUCUAUUUCCCAGAAAGAUCAGAGUUGGAAAGCUCAUUAAAUACUGGAUUCUUCCUGUCCAAAGCAAAGGUCUCCUCAAGAAAUGAUAAGUGGCAAGAUGACUUCCAGAAGGGAUCAGAACUGGACAAGGAAAAAAGUAGCAGCAAAAAGGAGACUUUGCUGCCAGAAUCCUACUCUGAGAACACAGGCCAAUCUACAGAAAGUUUGGCUGGUUAUAUUUCCCCAGCUGUUGAUGAAGUACCAAUGCCAAACAAUUCUUCAGCAGUAUCUCAGAAUCAGCCAAGUUUUAAAGAUAAAAGUCCUUUUCAAGUGAAACUUAGAUCCACCUCACUGUCCUUGAAAUAUGAAGACAACUCACCACCAGAAUCAAAAGGGAUUAAAAGAUACAGUGCAGAAUUUAAUUUAGAAAAUGAGGGAUUGCCUUCUUUUCUAAGAGGUGAUAAGCUAGAGAUCAGAAAAACAGCCAAUACAAAUACUGGUGAUUCUUUAAAUGAGAAGAUCAAACCCAAAGCAAAGUCCUCUGAGCAGCUUAGUUGCAAACCACCAUUGCCUAAAAAGCCAGUGUUGCAAAGCAUAACCAUUCCAAACACUGCUGCAAGCAAGGAGAAACAGGACAAAGCUAUUCACUCUCCUGAAUCCAGAAAUGAAGACAGAGACCUGGAGAAACAGCCAACUGCUUGUAAAGUGCCUGAGAAAAGCGUGUCUUCCCCCAUGGCUGCAGGAGACCCUGGGAAAGAUCCUGACACUCCUACAGAGCCAGCCUGGAUUUCCAUUGCAAGGCAAAAACAGAGGGGCAUGCACCAGGAGAAGGAACUCGACAGAGGAAAGCUCAUGGCUCCAGAUAAUGAGUCAAAUACAGAGAAACAGAAUAAAGGAAAGGAACAAACAGAGGGGACAGUGAAACAACAAUGGAGUAAACCUUCACACGUGGCACCUAAAACCACUUCGGAAGAGCAGAGGAAAGACACCAAGUCUGAAACAAAGUCCCUGCUGAGAACCAAUUCAUUGUCACAUUGUGUCCCUGUAGCUCCAUCACCUGCACUGGUGGAUAAGGAGGAAAUGAGCCACUUGAAGAAGGCCAGUAAUGCUGCUCCCAAUCAGCCAUCCUGGAUGGAGCUGGCCAAAAAGAAGUCUCAAGCUUGGAGUGAUAUGCCGCGGAUUAUAAAAUAGAACCACGCAAACAAGGAGCAUCUUUCAUUUGACUGAACUCCUACAGACCAGCAAAUCACAGUAAAGAAUCUCUUGAUACAGAAGGGUUUUAUUAUGCAGCUGUGGAGAAAGUGUGCAAUAGGUGCAGUCAAAAAGUUUACCUUCAAUUUUGUAGCAAUCAGAAUUGCAAUAGCAAUGGAUUACUUAAAUUAUGCUAAGGACGUACUUACACUUCAGAAAAUAAAACUUUUGCCUUAUA